AUGACAACAGCAGCAGAAGCAGCAGCAGCAGCAGCAGCAACAGCAACAACAGCAGCAGAGAAAAAAUCACCCAUCCAGACAGGCAGGCAGGCGUGCUUCGUAGGCGCAUUAGGCGGCAACAAAAGGCCAAGCAAUGGAAGAAAUACAGUCCAAGAAGCAAACGACACGCGCGCGCGCACGCAUGCAAAGCAAGCAAGCAAGCAGCAAACCCAGACCCAGACCGAAUCCCAAACCCAAGACCCUAACUAUACAACGCCGUCGCCUUUUGCGCUGUUCACGCGCCUGUUACCUAUCCAUCCGUCCGUCCCGUCCGACCAUCCAUCCACCCAUCCGUACCCGUACCCAUAUGCUCCCUCGCCGGGGAAAGACACAAAAGAGAUCUUACCGAAAAAGUCGUCUCGCAUCGCAGAAAAAAAGUCGCUAUCGCCAUCGCAUCGUAGAGUCGCUAUCGCAGUCGUAGAGAGUAAAAUGUCGCUUUCGUAA
Messenger RNA from Aplosporella prunicola CBS 121167, 483 nucleotides. RefSeq lists its product as uncharacterized. Bases 1 to 483 code for a protein of 160 amino acids. The record is from RefSeq and is a predicted model, not a curated record. The transcript has a single exon. Lineage: Eukaryota; Fungi; Ascomycota; Dothideomycetes; Botryosphaeriales; Aplosporellaceae.